This is a messenger RNA of Microplitis mediator, 2102 nucleotides long. RefSeq lists its product as uncharacterized. Bases 127 to 1881 code for a protein of 584 amino acids. Lineage: Eukaryota; Metazoa; Arthropoda; Insecta; Hymenoptera; Braconidae. The transcript has 2 exons. The record is from RefSeq and is a predicted model, not a curated record.
UCACAAUUUGUAGGUAGUACAAGAACUGAAAAAUAAUUUUUGGUUGCCAGUAUACCUGUAGUCGUUGCACUGAUCAGUCGAUAGUUUUGUGAUAAAUUAUUUCUCAAGUGAAUUAAAUUAUUAACCAUGGGACGUGAUUCUAGAAAGGUUUCAAGAGAACUUCGGAGUUCUGAAAAAAUUAAUAAGUCGCGUUCAGUCAAAAGAAAGAAUGUUUUUAAUCCGAAAACAGCCGAACGUGAUGAAAGUAUUCAGAGUACAUCUUCUAAAAAAUUAAAACAAAACACUGAAGAUGAUGUACCUGAAGACAGCAGUACUGAAUUUCGAAUAAUAAAUUUUAUUCAGGUAUUCACUGCAAUUUCUGCUCUUAUAAAAUGUAAAAAAUGUGAUGGAAAUGUAGUGUUUCAAACAGCAAGUACACGUGGGCUGGGAUUCAAAAUUGUAGUUGCAUGUAAUAACUGUGGAAAUGAAUAUAUUCCUUCCUGUUCUUUCGUUGGGCAUUCUUAUGAAAUAAACAGACGUUUCAUUUUUGUAAUGAGAAUACUAGGAAUAGGAUACGAAGGAUUGUGCAAGUUUUGCGGCCUGAUGGACAUGCCGUCUUUUUUAGAUAAAUCUACGCAUACAAUUUUACUGAAACAGAUUUUGAAUUGUAGUAAAGCCGUCGCAGAAACCUUCAUGACGAAAGCUGUGAAUGAAGAAAAGCAAGCAAUGCCAACAACUGAAAAUGAAGAUAUAAAUCAUCUAACUGUAUCGGGAGAUGGAACCUGGCAAAAACGGGGAUAUACAUCGUCAUUUGGAGUUUCUUCUAUAAUUGGCUAUUUUACUGGAAAGAUUCUUGACAUAAACAUUAAAAGUGCAUAUUGUAAGCUAUGUGAGUAUUGGAAAAAAAAAACAAAUACUGUUGAGUUCGAGGAAUGGUAUCAAUCGCAUGAAGAUGUGUGUUCUGCUAAUCAUCAAGGGUCUUCUGGGAAAAUGGAGGUGGAUGCGAUGGUCGAAAUGUUUUCGUAUUCUGAAACUAAAUAUGGAGUUAAGUAUGCCAACUAUAUUGGUGAUGGUGACUCCAAGACCUAUUCAGGAAUUAUAAAAUCAGAUCCUUACGAAAAUACAACUGUAAAUAAAAAGGAAUGUAUAGGGCAUGUCCAAAAGCGGAUGGGGAGUCGAUUACGUACGCUGAAGAGUAAACAAAAAGGUCUUGGUGGUCGAGGUAAGCUCACAGGAAAAUUAAUAGACAAACUAACUGUGUACUAUGGUUUAGCAAUACGCCGGCAUUGUGAUUCUAUUGAAAAUAUGAAAUCUGCUAUAAUGGCAACCUUUUAUCACUACGGCUCGAGUGAUGAAAAACCGAAUCAUGAUAUGUGUCCAAAAGGCGAAGAAUCUUGGUGCUCUUACCAGCGCGCUGAAGCAAGAGGAGAGCUUGAUACCUUUUCUCACGAUUAUUCUCCUUUACCUUCUGAUGUUUUAAAAGCUAUCAAGCCUAUAUACGAAGAUCUUAGUAAUGAAAAUUUACUUUCAAGAUGUGUAGGUGGAUUCAAUCAGAAUAAUAAUGAAAGCUUUAACCAACUAGUAUGGAAAAUAUGUCCAAAAACGGUAAAUACUAGUUUUACUAUCGUACAAAUAGCUGCAUACGUUGCUAUGUGUAUAUUUAAUGAGGGUAUAAAUUCAUUAUUAGUCUUGAUGAAUACACUAGGACUUAAUUGUGGGCCUAAUUCUCAUCGGUAUGCAGAAAGAAUGGAUGCUGCACGUAUCAAAGUAGCAGAUAAGCGCGCUAAUGAUAACACCCGAGAAGGUCGAUUGCAACGUAGGCACCAGCAAAUCGAUAUUUUGGAAGCUGCUAUGUCGGCUGAAGAGCUAUUAUAUGGUCCAGGAAUAGAUGACUCAGUAUGAAUCUCCAAGGACUUAUGAUGAUCACCGCAAAGGACUUCGGGAGGAACGGGCUCUACAAAAACAGCGAUAACUUUUUGAAUUAUUAAUUUUUUUUUUUGAAAUUUUCGUGAAGUCAAAUCGAAACGUGUUCUAAUAAAGCUAUGUUUUUAUUUUUGUCAAAUAAAGUAAUUAACUACAAAAAAAAAAUUAUUGAAAAUCAUCAUUUUUUCAUACCCCUGAGU